AUGACUGUUGUUCGUGAUCAAGAAGUCAAAGUCAACUUUGUGGAUGAACCAUCAGAUGCUGUAAAAGAUGAAGCAAACCUACUUCCAACAAAGGGUCCAAGGCACGAUCUGAUUUUAUUCCCAGAUAAUAUAAAGUUCAAAGCGAUCCGAUAUGAGGCUUUUAAGGAUUUGGCUCGUUAUUUACAACAAUAUCCUGUAGGAACUUUACGUCCAGCAAUACAGAAAGCAAUCGCUGACUCUACCGAUCACCACGAUAGUAACAACAUUACAAUGGAAUUGGUACCUGGGAGUGGCGAGCUGGUACAGAUCGAGUUGGUUCCAGAACCGAGUGCAGUUCUGGUCUGUGUUCAUGGAGCACGAGACUGUCGAUGUGGUGAACAAGGCGGCGAGCUUUAUCGGAUUUUGAAGGAUAUGGUUCAAGCAACUGGGUUGCAGAAUUCAAUUAAAGUGUAUGGAGUCAGUCAUAUUGGAGGACAUAAGUGGGCCCCUAACACUAUCAUGUAUCCCUUAGGGGAUUGGCAUGGAUAUGUGUCUGAACAAGAUUCAACGGAUGCUCAGCAGAUCUUGUUUGAUGCGUUGGCGAACGGGGGUAUUGCGGCAGAUGUAAGGGAGCAGAGACUGAAAGAAAGGGCGCCUAUCAUGAUUGAAAAAUGGAGAGGAAGGAUGGGUAUGACUAAAGAAGAACAAAUCAAGUUUUAUGAACACUGGUUGGAAAUGCGGAAACAACAAAAACAAGGGCUAACUGCCCGGAAUCAAAAUCAGGGACAACAACAGCCUCAAUCUCUAUUCUCUCUACCAGGAGAGGAUUUGUAUGAGGAUGAUGGUCUAAAGGAGCAACGUACAGCCUUAUCCGUCGAUUCAGAGAAGUCAAGCAAAUCAACAGUAACAGCACCAACAUCCACGACCGAAGAAGGUCAAAGAAUCAAGGUUAUCUUUGAGUCAUUCCAAAAAGUCCGAACAGAGAUCAAUGCUAAAGUUGGUGAGAGUAUUCUGGACAUUGUUAAGGACAAGGAUCCUAGCCGCCAUGAUAUUUAUCAGGCACUUGAAUGUACAUGUGGAGGCCAACUUGAGUGUGCAACUUGUCACGUGUAUAUCGAGCCACCAUUCAGCGCAAGACUACCAGUAGUAACAGAUGCAGAGGAGGAUAUGCUAGAGUAUGCGGUGGGUCGUAGAGAAACAUCUCGGCUAGGGUGUCAGAUUAAGAUCAAACCUGAAUUGGAUGGCAUGAUUGUGAAAUUGCCACAGUACUAA
This is a messenger RNA of Lobosporangium transversale, 1251 nucleotides long. RefSeq lists its product as hypothetical. The record is from RefSeq and is a predicted model, not a curated record. Lineage: Eukaryota; Fungi; Mortierellomycota; Mortierellomycetes; Mortierellales; Mortierellaceae. The transcript has 2 exons. Gene Ontology annotation, cellular component: mitochondrion. Bases 1 to 1251 code for a protein of 416 amino acids. Gene Ontology annotation, biological process: P450-containing electron transport chain. Gene Ontology annotation, molecular function: 2 iron, 2 sulfur cluster binding.